This is a messenger RNA of Olea europaea var. sylvestris, 762 nucleotides long. Its product is annotated as ethylene-responsive transcription factor ERF022. The coding region runs from base 65 to 559 and encodes 164 amino acids. The transcript has a single exon. NCBI's taxonomy places the organism in Eukaryota, Viridiplantae, Streptophyta, Magnoliopsida, Lamiales, Oleaceae. Gene Ontology annotation, molecular function: DNA-binding transcription factor activity; DNA binding. Gene Ontology annotation, biological process: regulation of DNA-templated transcription. The record is from RefSeq and is a predicted model, not a curated record.
CCUCUCUCUUCUACACUUCUUAUAUAUGUAAUGCAAACUAAGGUCACUACGUACAAACCCAGAAAUGAAAGAACAGGAAACAGUACCAGCGUACAUAGGAGUUAGAAAACGAAAAUGGGGAAAAUGGGUGUCUGAAAUUCGCGAGCCGGGUAAAAAAACUCGAAUAUGGUUAGGAAGCUAUGAGUUUGCUGAAAUGGCAGCGGCCGCCUACGACGUGGCUGCAUUGCACUUGAAAGGCCCCAGUGCACGGCUCAACUUCCCGGAAUUGUCAAACAAUUUUCCCAAGCCCGUGAGUUCUAAUGCAGAGGAUGUUCAAUUGGCGGCUCAACAGGCUGCGAUGCGGUUUAAGAGGCCGAAACAGGAGGCUGCGGGUGGUGGCGUGGUACCUGUAAGGGUGGGGCUGUCGCCGAGUCAGAUUCAAGCAAUUAACGAAUCACCACUUGACUCACCUAAAAUGUGGAUGGAGUCGGAAUGUGCACUACUCGUUGGAGAGCCAUAUGGAGGCAAUCAGCUGGAGGAAUGUGAUGAUGAUAUUGAUUACUAUUCCAUAUGGGAUUAAUAUUAUAUGUAUCAUCGUUCAUAUUUGGAAUUUAUACAAGAGAUCACAAUGUCAGUUAGUGAUGCUUUCGUCUACUUAAAUUUCGUCUUCUAUAUUUUAAUAAAUGUACAAAUCUAUCUCCCAAUUUUUGGUGGGGAAGAAAUAUUGUACGAGAAAUAUGUUAUUGAAUAUACUUGUAUCGUUUGCUGAUCAUAAAAUCUUAU